CAUACGAACAUAUACACGUAGCAAAGUUGAACAAACUGACAAAGGGUCAUCAUGGUCACAGAAAAUGAAACCUCCACCGAGCCAUAGUUCCCAUGAAGUCGCAAAGUUGGCCACGUGUUAAUAUGGAUAAUUUUCAGAAGAUUGAGAAGAUCGGGGAAGGAACGUAUGGAGUGGUUUACAAAGCGAGAGACCGAGAAUCAGGGAAAAUGGUUGCGCUGAAGAAAAUUAGACUAGAUACGGAAUCUGAGGGAGUUCCAAGUACAGCUAUUCGGGAAAUUGCACUCUUGAAAGAACUUGAUCAUACAAAUGUUGUCAGACUACAGGACGUAGUUCACAAUGACAGGAAACUAUACCUUGUGUUUGAGUUUCUUGAUCAAGACUUAAAGAAGUUCAUGGACAGCUCAACAUUAGGCUUACCCAUGCCGCUCAUAAAGAGUUAUCUCCACCAGCUUCUGAAGGGAGUAGCUUAUUGUCAUUCACACAGAGUGAUCCAUAGGGAUCUAAAACCUCAGAAUCUUCUCAUUGACAAGCACGGUAACAUCAAAUUGGCUGACUUUGGCCUCGCUAGAGCAUUUGGGGUACCACUUAGGACAUACACACAUGAGGUUGUCACGUUGUGGUAUAGAGCACCAGAGAUUCUUUUAGGCUGUAGGUUUUAUCUUCCAGCAGUUGAUGUUUGGAGCAUAGGCUGCAUAUUUGUUGAAAUGAUCACGAGAAGAGCAUUGUUCCCUGGUGAUUCAGAGAUUGACCAACUCUUCCGCAUCUUUCGUACUCUUGGCACACCAGAAGAAACAAUGUGGCCUGGUGUCACCAAACUUCCAGACUACAAGUCGACAUUUCCCAAGUGGAGAAAACAAGACUUGAUUAAAGUUGUUCCCAGUCUUAACAGCGAAGGCACAGAUCUAUUGCAGAAAAUGCUGUGUUACAAUCCUGACAAUAGAAUAUCGGCAAAGGCAGCCUUGAGCCAUCCUUUCUUCAGUGAUGUACAGCUGAUAAAGCCGCCGCAUAUGGAUUCAUGAGGAUUGAGUGUCUUAUACUUCCAACCCUGUUGUGCUAUCACGGAUGAUGGUUCAUCAGGCUUUCAGAUCCUGGAGAUGGCAUAUCCAUGGCUGUGUGGUUUUACACUCCAAGCACAUGGAAUGGAAAGAUCCAUUGCAGAUGAGUAACCUUCAUGAGAUGAAUGGACAUGUGGAGAUGCAAUAUCAAGCUGUGCACAUUACUGAUGCUGCCUUGCCAAGCAUGAAAACAGUGGAUAUGACGUAUUUUAUCGGGGCCCAAUUUAACGGCACUGCUUAACACUUCUGUUAAAAAGUCGUGCUAAUUUUAGUAGAAACAUUUGCUAACCUUAAGCACCGUUUCAUGGCAGUGCUUGGCAUGGUUGUGCUAAGGGUUGCACGCGCAUAGAGAUUUCUAUUGUUACGUCACUAAGUUCAAGCAAAUUUUCCCCCAAGGUUAGCAUGCCUUUGGCUGUGCUUACAGCUUACUGUCUCCAUGAAAUACGUGGAGCCUCUGUUAACGUGACAUUGUGUGCUAAGCAGCACCGUGAAAUUGGGCCCAGGAGGCAGGUUGCUGCCUAAACUUUCUCUGGUGUUUGAUAUGCUGUUCAUUGUUAGCACUGUGUCUUGUCUACUGUCUCACUGUUGUAAUGAAACUCAUGAGUCACGUCAUACAAAUGACUACCUCGCCUUACGGAUGAAGACAUACUUUUAUUCUUUUUUGCAUAAUUUAGAUAAAUUGAGUUGCUUUCAGUAAGGGCAGAAUUUUGUGGCCCCGGAUGGAAUACAAAAUGUUUUUUGCAAUGCAUAUUUCUGUUUAAAUCAGCUCUUUGUUUGUGUAUUUUGUUGCCUUUUUUCACUGCUUGGUAUGUAUUUAGGCCAUUUAAAAUCAAUUUAUAGGUUCACACCACCCCUCUGCCCCUAAUUUCACACCAGCCCCAACUUUUUGCUAUCAUUUAUAUUUGUUAAGGUGUAUUUUUUCCUCCCCAAGAUGUAUUUUCCAGAGGACUUCCUCUCCAAAUCUGCAGACACCACAGUCACAUUGACUUCGUGCAAAUAGUGAAAUGUUUUGUGUGCACAACUCAAAAAUAGCUUUUGAUGUGAUGAUGCAUGCCCAAAGUGCACUAUAGCUGUUAUGGCUUCCAACUUACAAUGAUGACAUCUCCCAUAUUAGCUUAGUAUAUUGUGCCAAGUGUUGUAAAUGAUGGCAAACGGUCAUUCAGUCUUCUCUUAUCUGAACUUUAUUGUUCUUGUAGCAUACUGUAAACCUGGUUAGCUAACUUGGAGGUUCAUUUAUACCCUUUCCAAAUUCCGGACACAAACUCUAGGCGAAGUAGCUGACUGGUACUUAAAAGUUUAGUAGCUUUCAUGCUUGUUGUGCUCUCCUUUGACUUUGGUACCAUAUAUCAGAUGUCAGAUUUAUAUGAUAUUAAAUUUUCCCUUCUGAGGGAUUUGAGCCUACAAACAAAUGUUACAUGGCCUUAUAAUUUGCCAAUCUGAUGCAUAUGAAGUUCAUCAGUAUAAACACAGCAACACAGUGUCCCUUGUUAUGACAAGUAAUGUUUGUGAGUUUUGCAAGCUAGAUGAAUUUAUUUUAUCAUUUGCACCAGAAAGUUUUGUUGUUGCUGUUUUUACCCCAAAAGCCUGCAUGAGAGUCAGCAUCAGAUGAUGGACUGUUGUGUAGCAGGCAUAUUUGGUCAUUAUUAUUAGGGAUUUGAUUGCUUCUAGUAUGUUUUGUCUCAUAUCAGAAAAAGACCAUCUGAAUUUUCUUACUACUUUUACCCCAAAGUUUCAUAGGAGCUGAAAUGUUGCUACAUUUUGCAGUCUCUUCACACUCUAGAUUAUGCUAAAAUUUCCCUUUCCCCCUAUUUCUUGCUGUUUUAUUUGAAGGAAAAUGAGAUAGAAAAAAGGAGAAAAGAAAAGGACAGAAAAUGAAGAUAUUUGUUGCAGCCACGAGGACAUUUCUUUUUUCAAAUUUUCAUAAUUUUUUUUUCACUUGAUACGAAUAUGUAUUUAAACAAAGCAUGGUAUGACUACAUGUACUUAUGUAUGUAGCAGGCAGCGUGGCAAGAAAUUUUUACCCAAAACUAAGAUAUGAAACAUUUAAUGUUAUAAUUAUUUGUAAGCACAAUGAAACCAUUCAAAGGAUGUUGAAAUUGCUUUUUUUUUAUAGUAAUGUGUCUUUUUAAUGAUGAACAUUUACACAAAAAACCUUUUGAAAGUACUGAAGUUAAAAAUAUGGAGUCAAUUUUUUUCAGCUUAAACAAUAAGAGAGAUUUCAAAUAGAUUUUUUCUUUCAUUGCCGUAACUUCACUGUAAGGACAGAUUUAUCCAUUUAUCAGAGUUUUGCUUAAUAUAACUAAAUUUACAAAAUCAACAUUGACAGUAAUAUAAUUGGCAAAAAUAUUGUUAGCUAAUUAGCAUGUUGUUUCAUUCCCUCUGUUUUAUGCUACCUAAAAUAUACAUCACUGUUUCUUUUGGAGAUGUAACCUGUUUUACUGAGAAAUUUGUAUGUGUAAAACAAAUUUUUAGAAACCUUUGAAGGCAUUUUUAUGUUAAAGAAUUUGGAUGCUUUUAGAAUUGCACUGUCUACGUCCAAAGUGUUAAUUUUGUGUAUUUUUUACCUAUGAGUGUUUAGUGUUUCAACUUACCAUUGUUGUGCUGUGUAAAGCAUUUUGAAAGUAGAACAUGGUUUAUAUUUUGUAAAAGUGCCUUUUUGAAUUUUUCUUUACUAUGUUGUAUAUACUUUGUCUCACACUGCAAUUUGUAACUGAGGUUAAUAAUUUGUUCUCUCAAUUGGAAUAAAUUAUUAUUUAUACAAAUGGAAA
Messenger RNA from Acanthaster planci (crown-of-thorns starfish), 3823 nucleotides. It is a transcript of the gene cdk2, whose product is annotated as cyclin dependent kinase 2. Gene Ontology annotation, molecular function: cyclin binding; ATP binding; cyclin-dependent protein serine/threonine kinase activity. Gene Ontology annotation, biological process: G1/S transition of mitotic cell cycle; regulation of G2/M transition of mitotic cell cycle; protein phosphorylation. The record is from RefSeq and is a predicted model, not a curated record. Gene Ontology annotation, cellular component: cyclin-dependent protein kinase holoenzyme complex; nucleus; cytoplasm. NCBI's taxonomy places the organism in Eukaryota, Metazoa, Echinodermata, Asteroidea, Valvatida, Acanthasteridae.